ACCUAAUGAACGUACCCUUCGAGCUUAGGGGUACACACCAGCACCUGCCCUCUCGUAUGGCACCCUGCCCCUCGCCCCGCGUCCUCACCCCUGAUUAACGAACCAUGAGCCAUCCUGAGCUUUCCCACGAGCACGAAAAGCGAGGUGCCAAUCACGUUACCGCCACGCGCCCCUCCCUAAAGAUCAGUAAAGACUCGCAUUCCAUUAAAAAGCCGCCGCCGUCGUCCCCUCCGUCAUCGUCGUCCUCCGUCGGCGGUGCCGCUGCGGCCUCUAAGCCCCACCAACAGCGCCACCCCGUCAUCAUCUACACCCACUCGCCCAAAGUCAUCCACACCCACCCCCGCGAUUUCAUGGCACUCGUCCAAAAGCUCACGGGCCUCUCCCACUCUGCCUCCGACGACGAUGCCCCGCCGCACGCGGGGGCAGAUAAGGAGAGCAGGAAUGCCAAGGGCGGUGCCGGCGACGAGAAUGACACGUCGUCAGUGAUUACAGAGGAGAACGGCUGCGAUUUGCGCGUGAAUUCUGCAAAUUGUAUGGUUCCCCCGUUUUUUGAGUCGGCGAUGGCGCCGACGAUGAAUCCUUACCUCUGUAAUAUGCCGUUUCUGGGAGGGACCUCGACGGAUUUCUUGUGCUCAAACCAGCAGCAGCCUUUCUAUAAUAGCUACAAUGAAUCAUUGAUUUUCAGUGGGGCUCCUAACAUGAGGAUGAUGAGCUCCAUAUCGUCAUCUUCUACAUUGGACGGACUCAGUGAGUUUCGCGAGUUUUAGGAUACAUAGCUUCCUUCCAUUUUGGCGAAUUGAUAUAAAUAUUAGAAAUGUCAUUUUUUGGGUUUUAAUUUUUCAUUUGUUCUUAAUUAUUUAAUAAAUUAAUCACUUAUUUUGACAACAAA
Malania oleifera is the source of this 889-nucleotide messenger RNA. Its product is annotated as VQ motif-containing protein 20. The transcript has a single exon. The coding region runs from base 105 to 767 and encodes 220 amino acids. The record is from RefSeq and is a predicted model, not a curated record. Gene Ontology annotation, cellular component: nucleus. Lineage: Eukaryota; Viridiplantae; Streptophyta; Magnoliopsida; Santalales; Ximeniaceae.